GUACGGGGGACAAGCGGGCUGGCGUGGGCGGCCAGGGGGGAGCGGCGCGGGGAGCAUAAGGCGGAGGCGACCGAGGGGGCGGAGGCGACUCCCGGCUGCCCGCCUUGCUUCCUUCCCCCGUGCCGGAGUGAAAUACGGCAAAAUACAAAUUCACUGGCCCUGACUACUGAUGUACAGGAAGUGUCUUUUCCACCUACUGCUCCUCCAAUGCUUUGAAGAAUGCGAGACCUAAGGGCUCGGGCAACAAGCAGUCUGCUGCGGUUUCCAGAGGUGACUAUUCAGGCACUUGGGGAAGAUGAGAUAAGCCUGGACUCUGUGCUGUGCGGGAAGUUUUCUGGAGGGAGAAAUGUCCUGGCCUGGCUGGCGUGUGGUCCUCAGCUCGAGGUAGUGAACUCUGUGACAGGAGAGCGGCUCUCUGCCUAUCGUUUUGGUGGAGUAAAUGAACAGCCCCCCACUGUCCGUGUGGUAAAGGAGUUUUCCUGGCAGAAGAGAACUGGGCUGCUGGUUGGGUUGGAAGAAGCAGAAGGAAGUGUGCUCUGUCUGUAUGACCUGGCAAUAUCAAGAGUGGUUAAAGCAGUUGUUCUUCCAGGAAGGGUAACGGCUAUCGAACCCAUAACUAACGAUGGAGGAGCCAGUGUGAGCACUCGGCACCUGCAUCAGAGUCUGCGAUGGCUCUUUGGAGUGGCAGUGGUGGCUACAGAUGUUGGACAUCUGCUUCUGGUUGACCUUUGUUUGGAUGAUUUAUCUUGCAGUCAGAAUGAAAUAGAAGCAUCAGAUCUAGAAGUUGUCACCAGAAUUCCUGCUGAAGUUCCACAAAGAAGAGAAACUGUGACCAGGGAAGGGAGACAUCUCUGUUUUGAAUUACAAAAUCCAUCAGGAACAUCAAUAUCAACGCUGUGCUACAUAAGUAGAAGCAAUCAGCUUGCUGUGGGUUUUUCUGAUGGCUACCUGUCGCUAUGGAAUAUGAAAUCUUUGAAGAGGGAGCACCACUCUCAGCUUGAAGGAGGAAGGAUUCCUGUCUAUGCUGUUACUUUUCAAGAGCCCGAGAAUGACCCUCGCAAUUGUUGCUACUUGUGGGCUGUCCAGUCUACACAAGAAAGUGAAGGUGAUGUUGUGAGUUUACAUCUGUUGCAGUUAGCAUUUGGUGACAGAAAACGCUUGGCUUCAGGACAAGUCAUGUAUGAGGGUUUGGAAUACUGUGAUGAAAGGUACAGUUUAGAGCUCAUGGGUGGAGUCUUCCCCUUGAGAGGGCAGACCAGCAAUACUAAGCUACUCAGCUGUCAGACUGUGGAAAAAUUUCGCAACCACGUUGACAGAGAGGAUAGUGUUAAUGAAGUAAUAUCUCCUGACACCAGCAUAUCAAUUUUCAGCUGGCAAGUGAAUACCUAUGGUCAGGCAAAACCAUCUACCUAUUUGGGUGUAUUUGACAUUAAUCGCUGGUACCAUGCUCAGAUGCCAGACUCACUAAGGCCAGAAGAAUUCCUUCAUGAUUGCCCCUACUUUGCCUUGUGGUCACUGGAUUCUGUAAUAAGCAUGACUUCUCCAAACCUUAUUUUGGAUAUUGUGGUACAUGAAAGGAGUCUGAGUCGGGGAGUUCCUCCUUCUUAUCCACCACCUGACCAGUAUUUUAAUCCAAGCACCUAUAAUUUUGAUGGUACGUGCUUGCUGAAGUCCGGAGUUGUUCAUAUGACUUGCACUGGCUUCCAGAAGGAGACCUUGAAUUUCUUGAAGAAAUCUGGCCCUUCAGUAAGUGAAGCCAUUCACGAUAGCUACAAUAGGUGUCUUGCAGCUGGCCUGCUGUCUCCAAGACUAGCGGAUGUCCAGCCCUCCAGUUUGAGUCAGGAGGAGCAGUUACAAGCGGUAUUGUCAGCUGCUGUCCACACAGGUUCUUUAGAGCUUCUGACUGGAUGCAUUAAACACUGGACAUCUGAAGAGCAGCCAAAUUCUGCUGCUAAUUUACGGUUUGUUCUUGAGUGGACGUGGAACAAAGUGAUCUGUGCAAAACACGAAUUUGACCAAAUUGGUGUUCCGCUGUUUGAUGGCUCUUGCAACUUCAUUGACCCACAGACAUUACAGUCUCUUCAGCACUGCCAGUUGCUUCUGAGCAACCUUAGCACAAUCUUAAACUGUUUUCUAAGAGAAGCACAGGAGCUUACAGAAAAAGGUUAUGCAGACUUGAGAAAUAAGCAGGUGGUAACCAACCUCCUUUCUUUGUAUGCACAAGUGGUCAUCUGGUUUUGUCGAUCCAGUCUCCUCCCAGAGGGUUUAGAUGAUGAUAUGCAUUUGUCUAGACCUUUCUACAACUAUCCUCUGAUUCAGAGAUACUAUACUGGCCAUCGACAGAAACUUGAACGUUUAUCAGGAGGAAAAUGGGAUUCUGACUGCUUGCUGAUUGAUGGAAUGGUUUCCCAGCUAGGAGACCAGGUCGAGAAGCUGUGGCGGAGAGAUGAAGGAGGAACUGGGAAAUACCCACCUGCUAGUUUACACGCCCUGCUGGAUCUGUAUUUGCUAGAAAGCAUUGAAGAGAACUACAAACAUGCAAUUACAAUUUACCUGCUGCUAGACAUCAUGCAUUCCUUUCCAAAUAAAACGGAGACUUCAAUUGACUCCUUCCCAACAGCCUUUGGUAUCUCUUGGGGCCUUGUGAAGCUUAUUCAAGCUUACUGGCUUUUAGAUCAUAAUGAUUAUGAAAAUUCCCUGGCCCUGCUCUUUCAUCCAGCUACGAUCAAAACUGUGCCCUGGCAACAUAGGAGGAUUAUUCAAGCCCUCAUGAGCCAAGGAGAGCACAGACGAGCCCUCAGAUACUUACAGAUGAUGAAGCCAUUGAUGUCAAGCAGUAGUGAAGUUCGGCUUUUCCUCACCGUGUUGUUGUCCAAUAGGUGCAUGGUGGAGGCCUGGGGUCUGCUGCACCAACACAUGACUAAGUUAAAUACGGAAGAGCUGUUAAAGCACAUGUAUGAGCUCUGCCAGGAGAUGGGACUGAUGGAAGACUUGCUGAAGCUGCCUUUCACAGACUCUGAACAAGAGUGUCUGGAGAAGUUUCUGCAGACCGGUGCUGGUGCUCAGAAUCAGGAAUUUCUUCUAGUCCACCAUCUGCAGCGUUCCAAUUAUAUUCCAGCACUGCAGUUGAAUCAGUCAAUGAAGGUUAAUCUUAUGGGUGAUCGUGAUCCUCGUUUGAGAGAGAGAGCAGUUGCCAGAAACUCUAUAUUAGAGCAGUAUGGCAAGAUCCUUCCUAGAGUUCAAAGGAAGCUGGCUCUAGAGAGAGCCAAGCCUUACCAUCUGCCUUCAUCAGUCUUAAGAGAAGUUGCAAGACCAAAGCCGUUAUCAACAGUAGCAAGACAAGCUAAUGCAGCACAUGUGCAUACAAGAGCAACUUUCAUCAGUAACGUAUUGUCCAAAAUCGGAGAAGUGUGGGUAGGAAAUGAGCAGAAAACCAGUUUCUUACAAUAUGAUAGCCCUAGAGCUACAGAACCACCAGCACUUCCUCUCCCUGCUGCAGAGUUGCCCGAUGCAUUUGUUGGGACACCAGUUACAAAAUUCUCACAGAAACGUUCCAGAUUGCUGGAUUUGGUGGUUCGUCCUGUUCCUUCGUGUUCUGCAGAGCAGGGUGGUGGCUGGCAGUCCCCACACAGAGAUUCUACUUCAUUCGUGGCGUCCAGCCCAGUGAAUUCAAAUUUGCGUGGUUCCGCCUUACAGAAGAAGUUUUUAAGAGCAUCAGAGCUGAAUUUGCUAGAGACUCCACUGGUGGUUAAGAGAGCUAAAGAUUUGGCCAUGUCUGCUUCUGGUUUUCCUGGGUUUACUCCUCAAUCUAUCCUCAGAUCCAGCCUUCGCACCACACCCUUAGCAACUCCUUCUGCGUCUCCAGGACGAUCAGUUACUCCUCCUCUGCGAGCUAAGGAACCUAGAAUAUCCUUCAGGGAAGAGGGCUUGAGAGCAAAAUGGACUGUUGGGGUAAGUGUAGAAGAUAAAAUGCUGUCUGAAGCUUCAUCUGAACAUCAUCGUGGAGUGGUGGAGGAUGCUUGGUCUGAAAGUAGAGUUAAAACAACUCUCUUUGCUCUGAGCAAUCCUGAGAAAGAUGGUGCUGGAAUGGAAGAGUCUUCAGAAAGCAUACCUGGAGAUGGUUUGGAGACUAUGGAUGUCAGCAAAGAAAAUAGUAACAUUUCUGCCAGGUCAGACCAAACGACUCUGGAGUAUCAGGAUGCAAAAUCACCUGGCGAUUUUGAAGAUGAUGUAAUCUUUAUAGCUGCUAAGCCAGCUAAUUCUUCCGUUGAAGAGACUGCUGAUUUUCAUGAAUCAGAGAAGGAAGAAGACAGUGAAAUGGUUGAAGAUAAACCUUUCCAGAUGGAAGAACCAGGCUCAUCAGAGCUAAGGGAAGAAGCUGGAUUUGUGGAAGAAUCAAAUGCUGAAUGUCUUACCCUUCCUGACAAUGGUAAAUUGGUGUUUACAUCUGCUGAGGCUGCUGCUUUUGGGACUGCAAGUGAAGGUGAAACAAACCACCAGGAGUCCAAGAUGCCUUCCUCUUCAUCAGAAGAAAAAGUCAUGCCAGUUGCAACAAACCCACAGCUUUCUGAAUCCCCAGAAGCAGACAGUGAAUCUGUGGUAGGUGUCCUUGACAGUGAGGAUGUGGUCAGUGCUUCUUCAGAGAGACACCUUGAGGAGAAGUAUGUGGAUUUGCCUAAAGAACCUAACCUAGAAGCAGCUGAAGUUGAAGCUGAAGUUCCUUCUCCACAGGAAGAAGUAACUGGUUCUAAAAGUCUUCCUAAAACCGAGGAAAUUAACGUUAUUGAAUAUAGUGUGGUUAAGGCACAAACCUCAGAAGAAGCACCUGACACAUCACUGUACAGUGAACUACAUCUGUCAGGCAACCUUCAACACAGCUGUGAUACUAUAGAGCAACAGUUCGCUUAUGACUUGCCUGAUAAUGAAGCUGAUGAAUGUGAUGCGGCUGAGGGAGAGCUUUUUAUACCCCAGAGUAAUUUUACUUUAGUCUUAGAAAGAGAUGAAGGGGAAGCUGAGAUGGAAGACCCUACAUUAGUAGACGAUUCUAAAGCAUCUGGAACAGCAACAGAGGCAAAACCUGUGAGCUAUUUAGGAAACACUGAAAACCAAGAAUACAUUACAAACUCAGUGUCUACUGUAACUAGUGAUCAGGAGUCUCAGAAUACCGCAGAGUCACUCCCAUAUGUGCCUGAACCCAUUAAAGUAGCCAUUGCUGAGAACUUACUGGAUGUAAUCAAAGACACAAGAAGUAAAGAAUUUACAUCUGAAGCUGUGGAACAGUCUAUUCAUGAGACUAUAGGUAAAAAGGUAACUCGAUUCCGGAAGGCAAAAGCUCCCUUAACAGCUGUGCCAGAAGGAGUGGGAGAUGAAACCAGCAGACAUCAAGUAGGUUACGUCAUCACUCCGAGAACACGUGCCAGGGGACAGCUGAGAAGGCUGAAUAUUACAUCUGCAGGGGAUGUGCAGCUACAGAACACAGAGAAACCAGUUCCGUUUGGACUGUCUCCCAGGAGAAGUACCAGGCGAACAAAAGAAGCAUCUGAGACUUCUAGCCUUCGAACAGAAGAAAAUGCUCAAGAAGAGCAAAUACCUGUGACACCUGUUACUCCAAGGAGGGGUCGGAAGCCUAAACAAGCUAAUAUAGAAAAAGUAGAAAGUGGCCAUUCUGAUGAUCAAACUUUGUCCAUCAGUACGCAGGCCACAGCUCUUACUCCAAGAAGAGGUUUAAGGAGAGCAAAGGAAGCUGCAUCUGCACUCUUGGAAGAGACAAAUGAGGAAACAUCUCUUGCCAAAGGUAGCAUUACUGCUUCUGCUACUCCCAAAAGGACUCGAGGAGGGAAAAGUUCAGUGGGAGAUCCAGAAACUGGUCCGACUGACACUGAUCAUAAGAUAAAAACAGCAGUCAGUCCCAGUAGAAGUGCAAGAAAACUGAAAAGCAUUAGUUUACAGUUUCCUGAAAAUACUGUCAAGGAUCAGGAGGUGCAGCCCAGUGACCAACUCCUUUUACCUGUGCCAACUAAAAGAGGCAGAAGAAGAAAGAUAAGUUCAUCAGAAGUGUCAGAAAAUUCUGACCUUAAUCUGCCUAAAUCAUUGCUUCCUCAAACAGAAUUUAAACUUCCUGUCACUCCUAGAAGAAGUGCUAGGAAAGGGGCACAGAAUCUCCUGGCAGACACAGAAUCUCUCUCCACUCAGGAAGACACACCUUCAGGUGGGAAAGUGGAAGUCCUUGAUACUCCGAGGAGGAGAGCAAGAAGAAUUCCACAGGCUAAACCAGAAAAAACAGAUACUCAUGAGCAGACACCUGCACAGCCGAAUGAGGAAUCAGCCACACCCAGGACUCCAGUUAGGACAGGGCGACGGGGCAGAAAGAGGCGAUCAGUACAGGAGGAGAGCACAGGGGAGGAGGCCUUCCCCCAAGGACCCAGUGGCAGUCCUUUGCUGCUUGAAUACACAGACCCAUCAGGAUAUAGUGAAACAUCAAGAGCUUCAACAGAUCGUAUUACAAGAACCAGAUCCCACAAAACUGCCAUGCAUCAGAAACUGUCAGUUGAGGAAAAUGAGGCUUUCCUUUUCUCUCCUCCUCUCACAAAGCUGACAAAGAAAUUUAAAGCUGAGAAAGCAGACCAUCCUGUGCAGCUGAAGGAUUUAGACCCAGACUUGUCUUCCCAGUUUGUCUUUUCACCCCCUCUUUUGAGGUCAAGGAGCAAAAAUGUAUCUAGCAUUUCCCAAUUUGUGACAGAAUCAGAAAUUCCAACUAAAGAGGAAGAGGAUACCAAAUCCAUAGAGUCUGAGGGAAAGCAAAAAUUGAAGAGAGGUAGAACUGCAAAAUCAAAAGUGAAGAAAACAAGCAAAACCACAAGAAAAGAAGGUUCGUGGUCUCCUCCACCAGUGGAAAUAAAAUUUAUCUCUCCAUUUGGAAGUCCAGUGGGUGGUACAAAAAGCAAACAGAAAGAAACCACAGACAUGGCAGAGAAGACUGUACGAAAGAGCAAAAAAAGACUGUCUAACUUUCCAAAGCCAGUUGUGCGCCGGAGGAUGCUGUAACUUUUUUAAGUUUAUAUUGUACACCACUGUUUGUAAAGUCAUCAAAAUUGUGUGGAUUAGUAAAAAAGAAAAAAAAUCAUCUAAUUUGGAAGAGAUAAUUUAUAUAAAUUAUUGUAAAAUUUCAUAAACAAAUGGUCUUCAAUAAGUAACUCCAUAUGGAGUGUUGAUUUCCUCAGCCAAUGCAGUUUUCUAUUUUAUAGUAAGACUUCAUACAUUUAUAUAAUAUGUAAAUACAGCUUAUUUUAGGAAUGUUAAUAAAAAUGUAUACUUCAAAUAUGCUUACUGUCUUACAGCUUUUUGAGGGAAUAGUGGUUGAGUGAUUUGUAUCGCUCAGAAGUUGUAUUGUUGGUUUGCAAGAGUUGCUGACCCUCAAAAGUGAGGCCAGAAGCUUUUUAAGCCUUUCAAAAGUUUGCUUAGAAUUCUUUUAACAAGUCAAGAUUUGAAACAGUUUAAAUUUUGGAAGUUUUGUUUGACCUUCUCGCACAAAGAAUUGGGUUCACGAUGCAGAGGGGUAAUUGCUUACAUUCACGGUUGAGUUGUACUGUAUUGAAGUCAGAAUGUAAACAAUUGUAUUUUAAGCUGUGCAAUAUUUUUUGUAUUUGUCUUAAAACUUUGGGAAAGCUGCUCUUUAAUUCAUAAAACCUAGAUCACACCUCAGAUGUUUCAUUAUUUUUUACAAUUUGUUGUCAGCAAAAAAUUAACUACAGAGGAUGUGAUGCUUACAGUAGCAUAGCACAUUUAAGGGAGUAUUACUCACAUACUUUGAAAUUUCAGCCCAAAUUAUUUUCAUACGGCUAAUAGAAAUGCUGCUGUCAUUGAAAUAAUUACUGUCUGUGAACAUAGUUUGCAGUAUUUGAAGCCUGCAUAUCACAGCUCUGAAAACCUGAUUAUAAAGCUAAAAUAAUAGUCUGGAAAAGGUACAAAAAUGUGCAGAAAUCUUAGUUACAAACCAUAUUAAUGAAACAACUAUUCAAAAAUAAUCUUGGGUUAUGGAGUAAAUGCCCCUAUAAAGGUUCAGUUUGUAAAAAUAAAUUCAGAAAACCUAUUCUUUUAAAAGCAGACAUGGAAGUACUAUUUUGGUGUGCAGUCUUUUAGACAACGGAUUAUUUUUAUGUAUGUUAAUUUAUAUAUGGAUGCAACUUUGAAGACUACAGAAUGGUGGAACCUGAUAUUAAACUUUUCAUUUAGUAAAAACU
Messenger RNA from Neopsephotus bourkii (Bourke's parrot), 8240 nucleotides. RefSeq names its product AT-hook containing transcription factor 1 (gene AHCTF1). NCBI's taxonomy places the organism in Eukaryota, Metazoa, Chordata, Aves, Psittaciformes, Psittacidae. The record is from RefSeq and is a predicted model, not a curated record. Bases 220 to 7044 code for a protein of 2274 amino acids. The transcript has 37 exons.